Polyodon spathula (Mississippi paddlefish) is the source of this 1412-nucleotide messenger RNA. RefSeq names its product asparagine--tRNA ligase, cytoplasmic-like. The record is from RefSeq and is a predicted model, not a curated record. Gene Ontology annotation, cellular component: cytoplasm. NCBI's taxonomy places the organism in Eukaryota, Metazoa, Chordata, Actinopteri, Acipenseriformes, Polyodontidae. Gene Ontology annotation, biological process: asparaginyl-tRNA aminoacylation. The transcript is spliced from 11 exons. The coding region runs from base 165 to 1397 and encodes 410 amino acids. Gene Ontology annotation, molecular function: asparagine-tRNA ligase activity; ATP binding; nucleic acid binding.
UGAGAAGCCGAGGUAAAACCUUUGACAGGAAGACUUGUUUGAUUGCACUGGAGGCGUGGGGUUGGUUCUAGGAAGACGGUUUUAAUAUUUCAGCAUUUAUUGGUGUUAAUUUAAAUUUACCAGGUUAUCAGAUAUAUUUAUUCAAAGAAGUAUAAGGUGAGGACAUGGCUGCAGAAAUGACCCAGAUUGCUGAACAGCUGUCAAUUGGGGAGCUAUAUGUCUCUGAUAAAGAAGGCGAUGAUUCAACUGGAGAUGGGACAAAAGAGAAACCUUUCAAAACUGCAUUGAAGGCAGUGUUAUUUUUUGGAAAGGAACCAUUUCCCAACAUUUAUGUCGACUCUCAAAAGGAUGAUGAGCGUUGGGCUCUUAUAUCUAAAACCCAGAUGAAGAAUGUUGUAAAGCUCUGGCAUCGGGAACAAAUGAAAAAUGAAGCCAAAGAUAAAAAAGAGGCGGAAGAUGCAAUUCGCAGAGAAAAGAACUUGGAAGAAGCUAAAAAGAUUGUGAUCAAGAAUGAUCCUAGUCUUCCAGAGCCUAAAACACUUAAGAUUCGAUGUUUGGAGGAAUUCAGGGAUCAGCGUGUGAAAGUGUUUGGCUGGGUGCACAGGUUGCGCAAACAAGGGAAGAACCUGAUGUUCAUAGUUCUUCGAGACGGUACAGGCUACCUGCAGUGUGUCCUUACUGAUCAGUUGUGUCAAUGCUAUAAUGCGAUGGUCCUGUCUACUGAAAGCACUGUUGCGCUUUAUGGAUCACUGAAGCUUGUACCAGAAGGGAAGCAAGCUCCGGGAGGCCAUGAGCUCCACUGUGAUUUCUGGGAGCUGAUUGGCUUGGCUCCAGCCGGUGGUGCCGAUAACUUGCUCAAUGAAGAGUCGGAUGUGGACGUGCAACUGAACAACCGGCACAUGAUGAUCCGUGGAGAAACCGUGUCCAAGAUCCUGAAAGUGCGCUCCGCUGUUACCCACUGCUUCAGAGAACACUUCUUUAGCCGGGGCUACAAUGAGAUCACACCCCCUACCUUGGUGCAGACUCAAGUCGAGGGAGGAUCCACUUUGUUUAACCUGAACUACUUUGGGGAAGAGGCAUACCUAACCCAGUCUUCCCAGCUCUACCUGGAAACAUGCAUUCCAGCCCUGGGAGAUACCUUCUGUAUCUCCCAGUCCUACCGUGCAGAACAGUCUAGAACACGCAGACAUCUGUCAGAGUACACUCACGUCGAGGCAGAGUGUCCAUUCAUUUCAUUUGAGGACCUGCUGAACCGCCUGGAAGACCUGGUUUGUGAUGUUGUGGACAGGGUUCUGAAGUCUCCAGCUGCUGCCUUGCUUUAUGAUGUUAAUCCAGUAUGUUCAAGAAAGAUCUACUGCACUAUUUACGAUUUCAUUGACAUAGUAAAUAUAAUGUGAGUUUUUAGGCAGCUU